GAGUUAAUAGUAUUUGGCAUGACAGGGAGAGAGAGCGGGGAGCGCAGUGCCGUGCCUGAAUGCAGUCUCAUCCUGUUUAGUAUUCACUGUGCGCAGCGCCUGGAGGCCCCGGAGGGCUCACCUGCCCGGAGUCUAGACGCACUCUCAGUACAGAUCAGACAGCGGGGAUCGAACCGCCGGCCCGGUAGGCUUCACGUCCGUGCGGUGUCGGGCAUCGGAGGAGAAUUGGUUCCAGCACCAAAGACACGCCGACCCUGUGGUGCUGGGCAGAGCGUUAUGGCUCAGACGCUGCAGAUGGCGAUCCCUAACUUUGGCAACAAUGUCCUGGAGUGUCUGAACGAGCAGCGGCUGCAGGGCCUCUACUGUGACGUCUCCGUGGUCGUCAAGGGACAUGCCUUCAAGGCCCACCGCGCAGUGCUGGCAGCCAGCAGCUCCUACUUCCGGGACCUGUUCAACGCUGGGGGGAAGAGCUCGGUGGUGGAGCUACCGGCCGUGCAGCCGCAGAGCUUCCAGCAGAUCCUGGCCUUCUGCUACACGGGGCGCCUCAGCAUGAAUGUGGGAGACCAGUUUCUGCUCAUGUACACCGCCGGCUUCCUCCAGAUCCAACAGAUCAUGGAGAAAGGCACCGAGUUUUUCCUCAAGGUCUCCUCUCCAAGCUGUGACUCCCAGGGUCUCCACACCGAGGAGACCCCAUCCUCUGAGCCUCAGAGCCCCGUCACUCAAACAGUGGGAGUGGGCGGAGUUGGCAUCGGUGCUGCCACUGUAGGGAGGCCCGCCUCCUGCCUGACACCCCUUCCCCUCGUGUCCAAGGUGAAGACUGAACAGACAGCCACGACACCUCAGCCAGCUCCACAGCCACAGCAGCCGGAGGGCUCUCCCUACUCUGUGGUGUGCACCCCUGUGGCCAAGCGGCUAUGGGAGGGGGGUAACCGUGAUGGGGAGGGGGUCAGGAGGGGGCGGGGCGGCGGGAUGAGGAAGGCUGCACGCUACUCUUCCUCCUCCUCUUCCUCGUCCUCUUCCAAUACAAUAACCCAGGACGCCUCUGGCCGCGGACCUGCCGCUAAUGCCUCUCUGGUGGGCAGCGGAGGCAGCGCUUUAGUGGGAGGAGCUGUGCUCAACAGUAACCACAACAAUAACAACAACAACGGCGGGACCCCAGAGGGCACGAGCCCGGGCACCCUGAGCAUGUACACCAGCGACUCGCCCAUCAGUUACCACGACGAUGAGGAGGAGGAUGAUAUAGCAGAUGAGACUGAAGAGCAGUACAGACAGAUCUGCAACAUGUACACCAUGUACAGCAUGCUGAACGCCGGAGCAGCAGUUGUCGGGGAGCGGGUGGAGGCUCUGCCAGAUUUGGCCCCAGACUCAGGUGGCGGGCGGGGGGCAGAGGGGCGGUCCCGGCAGGAACUGGCAUCGCUGCCCGCCGAGCUCAUCAGCCAGAUCGGAAACCGCUGCCACCCAAAGCUGUAUGAGGAAGGAGACCCGGCUGAGAAGCUGGAACUGGUGAGCGGCACCUCUGUGUUCAUCUCCCGCGCCCAGCUCAUGAACUGCCACGUCAGCGCCGGCACCCGCCACAAAGUGCUGCUCAGACGCCUACUGGCGGCGUUCUUCGACAGGAGCACUCUGGCUAACAGCUGUGGAACCGGCAUCCGCUCCUCAACCAACGAUCCCAGUCGUAAACCUCUGGACAACAGAGUGCUGCACGCUGUCAAAUUCUACUGCCAGAAUUUCGCACCGAGCUUCAAGGAGAGCGAAAUGAACGCCAUCGCUGCCGACAUGUGCACCAACGCCCGCCGCGUCGUCCGCAAGAGCUGGAUCCCCAAACUGAAACUGCUGAUGGCUGACAGCGACGCCUACUCCGCUUUCCUGGCCGACAGCGUAAAGAUGGAGGCCGACGCGUUGGGGACGGAGCAAGGUUUCGACCCUGCCUCACUGGAAGCCGUAGCUGCAGCGGCAGCAGCCAACAACAACAGCGAAGCGGGAAGCGGAGCCACGCCGGCAGACGGCCUGCAGGGGGCGGGGGGAGAUAGCAGCACUUUGUUUUGAGUGAGUGAACGGACAGAUAGAUAGAAUGGACAGAUUGAUGGAAGGAGGGGUGGAAUAUCUCUGGGGUGAUGAGAACAGAACGAUGGCCACUGUGGUCUUGAUGACAGUAAUCACUCCUCCCCUAGCCCGCUAUAUGUUCGGGGAUCUGUUUCUUCAGUUUGUUCUGCUUGCCUUCCUUUGUUUGUCCACGUUUCUGUCUCUCUCCACAGCUCAGAAUGAAUCUCUGCAGUUUGUUCUUGAAUGCUCUUGUGGAGAGAGAUGGAAAACUAUGGUGAAAGGUAGCAGAAGGAGGUUCGCUCCCCCCCAGUUCCUCAUCCUUCUGCAACCUUUAGAAACCUGAUUGUUUCAGCCUUUAAUUUUUAUGUUUUUAAGAGUGUGUACUGUCACUAAAAACCUUUUCUUACCAUAAUCGAUCACAGACAUUCCCUAGGGGAAGGGGGGCGGGGAGGGGUAAUCCAGUUUGGAGAAGGCGACGGCUCCUUCUCCAAACUUCGGUAACACUGUUGUUUUUGAUAUUGAAUGUAUGCGUGGCGAAGCAUUCGAAACGCAGCUGAGUGAGGUUGCGCCGAGCCCUUUUUGUUUUGUUGUUUUGGUUUGCUUUGUUUCAUCUGCCAGAUGAAAGCUUCUCUGAGAGUAUGGGCUCGGUGAGGUCAGGGGUUGAAAUGAAUAUUAAUAUGUAUAUUGGCACAGUUUAUGAUCUCCUCGACCUCAGCCUGCUCUUUAACCCCAGCUGGCCAUGCUGGGAAGCUGACCUACUGGUCUUUAGAGAAAUGCUCUGACUUGGACAGCAGCUUUUCGAUUGGCUAGUGAUAUGUUCAGAUUUGUUAGCGAGUUUAAAGGCUAAUCAAUAACCUUCACCCCCCUCCCAAACCUUCCCCACAUUUUGGCCGUUAAACUCUAAAAAAACAAAAACUAAAAUAUCAGUUUAUUUACUUUUUCUGGUUUUUUUUCUCACCUUUGUGUGUGAUGUUUGCCGAGACUCCUGAAGGAGAGGAAAUUUGUUACCGAUGAUUGUAAAAGAGUUUGCGCGUGAUAAAUGCACUGUGUUAUUUCCUGCGGUAUGAGUACAAUCGAACUAAGUUUUUGUAUGUAUCAGACUGAGAAACAAGUUGGCUUUAUUUAAAAAAAAAGGCAAAAAAAGAGAAAAAUAAGAAAAAGCUAGGAUCCAAUUUCUGAGUUUGUUUAGCCCCCCCCCCCUCCCUUUUUAAAAAAAAAUCCCAACGAAAGUCGAGAAUUGUCUUAAAGCGAGUUUCUGCCUGUGAGCUUAGUGACAAAUUGAGUGUGUGUGUGUGUGUGUGUGUGUGUGUGUGUGUGUGUGUGUGUGUGUGAGGACACAGCAGCGGUGCUCUUUUCAUGUCAGCUCAUGUUUAAAUUGAUUUCUCUGAGAAUAUUAACGGAACGGGCUUCCUCAGGCUCUGCCCGCCUGGAUGUGUGCUCGCCUGGCACGGACAAAGGUGCUAAUUCAGGCGGCGGUACAUGGCGAGCAGCACGGCUCCGUGCGCGUGUAGGUGUGCGUCUGAAUGGCCGCACAGUUUGUGCUGCCGCAGAGAGUGUGAGAGAGAGAGGGAGGCCAGACAGAGCGUUUCACACACGCUUGGGCGAUUCAUUCACCCAUCACUGCAGUGAGCACACAUACAUGCGCUAAUACGCAUUUGGGGGCUGUCAGCUGCAUCAGCUACAGUACACCAGAGCGACGUGGGAAUUAAAGGGGAAUCGCAUCGAAGCGAUACGUUUCAGAUACAUUUUGUGUUUGAAGAGAGUGCAGCAGAUAGAAAAGUGGCUCAAAGUUGUGCGCGUCUGUUUGAAAGUGAAAUUCCUGGCUUUAUAAGUGCUUAUAAUGACAAAAAAAAGGAAAGCUGCUAAAUGAUAGAAAUCAGAGAAAAAUGUUGGCAUAGAAACAACCCUGAAAGUCGUUGCAGUCAUGUUGGCUUUUGGUACUUGUGUGUGUGAAUGGUAGCUUUCAAGAAAAAAAAAAGAACAAGAAGUGCAGAAGUAGAUCUUUUCUUCUUUUAAAAAAACUGGCCUUCAGCUUUGGCAACGCAGCUGAAUACAGUCAUCAAGAAAACCCUGGAAAGGGCUUUCUGCUCUUGUUCAGUGUGAAGUUGAAUGCAGGUCCAGAGGAACUUUUGAUUUAGUCCCACUGGUGCUCUGAUCAUCAAUGCCGUUGUGCUGUCUGAAAUGGAUGUUCAGUCUGUUUUAUAACCAGCUUUUAAUUUCAGUCCUUUAAUCUUGCCUGUUCAAAUCAAAGCAGUGGCAAUCAAUAACAAUGAACUGAUAACUAGAGCCUGACUGAUACAUAUUGAUUGGGCGAUAUUGGCCUCACAGGUGAAUCUGUAUUUCCAUGUAUGUUAUUCCUUAUUGAAUAGUGGUUGGUUGAUGGUUCACUAAGCAGCAGGAGGAGAGAAAUGCGCCUGACUCUCUGAGGGGGAGUUCUUGUAGGUGGUGAAGAUCUGUGAUUGUGAAGUAGCGUUUUUUUGAGUAGGAUUUCUAUUUUUUUUGAGUAAAAAGUCAGUAAAUGGCACUAAAUGUUCCAGCAAAGUCACUAAGUUGGCAGUGAGGUGAACUGCAGUGUGACAGUUGGGGUGCAAUGGAGAGGACUGAGACUGUAUAUACCUGCACAUCCACAAAAAUAUGUGAAAAUCUUAAUCCUGCUAUAACUUGUAAUUGAAUAGUCAGCACAGGCGUGCACUGAUGCUACUCUUUCAGUCUUAAGACUGAAUCAAGACUGAAAUAGUGCUGUGACUGGUGCUGACAAGAGACAGGUAAGGUCAAAUAAUAUUAAUGGAGUGGGCGAUAACCCUGUUACAUUACUCCAAGUGUAAUAAAAGCUUUCUAACAAUUGUUAAAGCAAACCUAAUGAGAGUGACGGAAGAACUUUUUAUUAGAUUCAGUCAAAGUUAAGAGUAGCAGGCUCGAAAUGCCUCCAAACAAAGCAAUUAGGAAUGGAACCAAAUGGAUCAGCCCACGAUCAGACCAGUAUCAAACCUAAACAGCAGAUUAAUUCAUCCCUGAUCUCAGUUUUCAUUGUUCCUCUAAAUCCCAGUGUCAGUCAGGCUUUGCUAAAAUCUUUUGUCACUUUAAAUAUUCCCCCUUUCUUAAUUCCUGUCUUCCUGUGUGCGUUGCUUUCAAUUUUCCACUGUGACAAACACAUCGAAAAUGUGGAUUUUUUGUUUUUUGAGCACACUAAAAACCAAACGGGACACAGGUUUUAUUUCUUUUUCCUAAUCAUACGUGGCCCAUGUUUUUGCGAUAGAAGAAACCUGAAGCACCUUAAUGCUAGUGAAGUGGGCAAGUGGAAACAUUUGAACUGUUUAAUAUCAUUGUCACAGUUUCAUAUUGCUGUUGUGACUCUACCCACCGCCCACGCACACACAGACACACGCUCGCACACGCAAAGCAAAGAGUCUGUAGUCAGACCGUCUCUUAAGUUAAACGCAGAAACAACCCUGUACAAGAUCUUAGUGUGGAACCAAAAAAAGCAACCUCUGGGGCGUGUUGAACGAAACCAGUUUUAUAGAUCAGUGUUAUGAAAAAAAUUUGUCUGCUUUUUAAAACCUGUUUUAUGAGGAAAGAUGUUUACGUGUUUGUUUGUUUUUUUAAUAUACAUAUUUACAUGUAAAUCAAAGGCUAUUAGUCAAAGAACCUUUAGUCCUGAGACAAGCACCUAAAGGCCAAGAGGAGGAAGUGAGGAGGCGCCUUGCCCCACCCUCUGUGAUGGACCACAUGGUACGAUCCACAGAGACUCUACCAAGUUUGAUACCUGGGGACAGAACAAGUGUGAGACAUAAAGAAGGAAAGAAAAAGAGAAAGAGGCUUGGAGAGGGCAUAUAGGAUGGAGGGGGGGAGAUAGGAGACAGUUUGCACUUUUUUUGUUUUGCUUUCUUUUUCCGUGGUUUGGCUCAUUUGCAGUGUUUUGUGUAAAAGCACUGCCUUAAAUGAGGGAAUCAAAAAAAAAUCUGGGAGAGAUGGAGAGGGAAGGAGAGGACAGUCUAAGCCUCCGUAGAGAAGAGGGACGGAUGAAGAGCGGGGGAGGAGGGGGGAGAGGGUGGUGGCUGGGACGCUCGGAUGAUUUGGUGUGAAUGCAUGCAUGCAUACGGCUGUGUAUGUACGUGUGUGUGCCUCAGCGUGUCUGUGUGUGUGUGGUUUGUUGCAGGGUGGGUUGGGGAGCUGUUUGUAAAGGCUUUGUGUGUGUGUGUGUGUGUGUGUGUGUGUGUGUGUGUGUGUGUGUGUAUCUGUGGGCGAACAGAAUGUGUGGGUGUGCUUUUAACGUGUGUGUGUGUGCGCAUAUUAAUGUAUGUAUGCAGUUUUUUCCCUCUCCUCUCGCUUCCCUCUAUCUCCAUUUAUGGCAUGUUAAUGUCUGCCUCCUCACUAGAAAGAGCUUUUGACAGUGGUACUGUGUGUGUGUGUGUGUGUGUGUGUGUGUGUGUGUGUAAUGCGCAUGCCUAUGCCAGGCUGGGUCUGCGUCUCGAUCUAUGUGCUGCAUACGUGUGUGUCUGGCUUCAUGGGGCGACUGCGCAUGUCUGUCACUGUGUGUGGGUGGUUUGGGUGCUCAGCUCUGCAAGGUCUGUAUGUAUGUGUGUGAGUGUGUGUGUGUGUGAGUGUGUGUGUGGGUGGUAUGUGCACAGAGGUUGAGAUGAGUGGCUGUUUGUUUUUGUCUGCCUCCAAGAGCGGCAUACCUUUCUUUUUCCCCGUCUCACACACACACACACACACACACACACACACACACCUGCAGAGUGACAUAUACACAGCACAGAGUCUGUGUAUGUGUAUGAUAUCAAACGUGCAGAUGUAUUGCGGGCACGCUGCGUGUCAUGACUAUAGCUCGACUCUUCCUGGAUAUUUUUUUAAAAACAUAAAAAUCACUUAUAAGUAACACAAAUCUCCAACAAUCAGAUUUUUUUGCAAUGGGGGAUUUUUAAUCUACAAAUUUCCUCCCAGAUAUCCUGUUGCUGCUGCCUUUUAAACAUCCUGUACUCCUGCAUGGGACAGCAGCACAACUGCAGCCAGGACUCUGACACUUCCCACCCCCCUCUCCUCCUCUCCCCCUCUCCCCACCCCUCUCUUCAUCUCUCGAUUGUUUUUUCUCUCGUCUUCUUCCCUCCCUCUUUUCUCCGUGUCCUCGCCUGUCUCUCUGUUUUCCAUUCUCUUUGUUUACAUCUUUCUGUCUCGCCGCCUCUUUAUGUAUACAUUUCUCUCUCUCUCUCUUCUUUGCUGCCGCCCUAGGUCGCUCUCACACACACACACACACUCACACACACACGCACACACACAAAGAGGAAGCAGCUAAAUAGUGUGGGUCCCUUGUUGCUUCAUUACGUGAACCAUCAUUUUCCAUCGACCACUGCUUCAUUUCUGUCUCGACUCCAUUUUCUUCACAGAAUGCAAAUCCCUGCCAAACUCUCCCCUCCUGUAUAUCUGUAUCCACUUCUGUGUGUGGGUCUGUGUGUGUAAAUCUGUGUGUGUGUGUGUGGGUGAGCUGUCUAUAACAACAAGAGAACAGGCUGCCAAAUAUGUUGCUGCAUGUGUGCGUGUGUGCAUACAUAUGAGCUAUUCGAAUGCAAAUCUGAAACUAAUUGGGCGUAGGUACAUUUGACCGGGCACGUCAGUGCUGUGUGUGUGCGUGUGUGUGUGUGUGUGUGCGUGGACGCCAUGGUCCGACUGUCUUCUUUUGUUUUAACCGCACCUUUUAAUAAUCACACUAUUGAUGAGGAAGGUCUAUCUGUCCCCAUAUUCCCUUGGCUGCUGUGGCCAGCCAAUCAGAGUGUCCACAUGAGAGACGCAGCCAAUCAUGAGGUGAAUAUCAACCAGACUGUUGAACCAAGUGACCAAGUGAGAAAUAAUUAUAAUUAUCUAAGACUUGAGCGGUAAGGGGAAGAGGAGGAGGGGGAAGCGGCGGUGGGGCUGCUGUUCUUCUUGAGGAGGAGAUGUUUGUUAAGAAUCUCCCAGGACAGACGAGGCAUUGCGGCAUUCUGCCGUCACACGAGCAAAGCCUCAAUCCAGACAAAGACACAGGAGUGAGAGGAGAGAGGGAGAGAGAGGAGACUAAUGACAGGGAGGAGGAUGUGGUGAUUGUCUCUCCGUGGCCCUGUGCCACCACGAUAAAUACUUAGGUGCUUGUUUGUUUAUGUAGCGUGACAUUUUGCAGAAGGGUGGGGUUGGGGGUUGAAUGAAUAAACGGUAGAUUUGCUUAAAUCUCUUAUAAAGACUUGAUAAGAAGAGCACCCAGUUAGUGGACGCUGACGGGGAUCCAGAUAAAGACGUGAGCUUUCAGCACCUUUUUUUUUUGAACCCCACAAAGUUAAAAUUGCACUAAUUUUUUAAAAUAUUUAAGUAAUACCUUUAAUGUCCAGAAACAGAUUUGGCUGAAUUUUUUUAAAGCACUGCAGUGUGAUAGUGUGACAGUAUGAGGCCAUUUGAGCUUCGUAAUAAGGGGCAGUGUGAGUUUACAGUGUUUCACAGUACACUGAAACACAACUUUAUUUUAUACAUGUGACCUCUUUAAACAAAAUAUCACCUCCAUAUUCAUUGCAUGGCAAACUGUGUGCAAGAACCAGAGCUGAAAUGAUCAAUCGAUCACCAUAGAAUGAAUCAGUUUAUCAGCUGAAUCAUCAGAUUCACUGUGUCCUACUUCUGUUCUGCUUCCAAAUGUAAAUAUUUGCUUGUUUUCAUCCUUUCCUCGGUGAUGCUCGAUUGAAUAUCAUUGGAUGUUUGGACUGUUGGUUGAACGAGGCAGUUUAAAGGGCUCCGGAUGCACCACUGUAUCAAUAUUUGCCUUGCUGACCGCCAUUGGCCCAUCCACAAAUAAGAUGACAUUUCCCGAUGGCACCGGCCAAUCUUUAUCUGUCGUUCCAUCAAUCUUGCACUGGCUAAAUGUUAAAAGUUGAGAUAACAAGCUGAAAGCUUGUAAUGAAGAGUUCUUUGUUUUCCUGACACAAAUUGGAUAUAAACAAAAAAAAAAAGCCAAAUAGUAACAGAGAAGUCAUGUGCCAUGUAAAGGAGCAGCUCUUAUCAUUAGCUAUCUUCCAAAUUGUUUGUAGAAACAUCAAGACUGUCCCAGAAGUGGCAUCAAUAAGGAGAACUCUAGAUGUAGUCCUUGAAUGAUUCAGAAUUCGGAAAAAAGCAAUAAUAUGUGUAAUUAUGUAGCAGAGAGAGGUUUUGUAUCCUUUUCAUAUGAGAACAUCCUACACAGGAUCAUAGGUUGGGAGAUAGUAGUUGCUUUUGUACCUUAGUUUUGGUAACAACGGAUGAUGUACCCCACUUUUUACACGAAUUGCGGGGCCUUCAUCGCUCAUAGAGCUCCAUUUUUAGGGUCUGUUUUUUUAAUGUCCUCCUGGGAAUUAAGUUCUUCCUCAACAUUCGAGGAUCUUUCAGUGAGGAAAAUGUAAUGUGAUUAGUUAGGAUGUAAGUGUACUUUGAGCAGCUGAACAUGCAAAUUCAGGGCCAGCAAAAGUAAAUGGUGGUUAGGCAUGUAAAGAACAGCUCCUUACAUUAGCCUUAAAAAUUGAACAAAACGCAGAGAAGUGAACUGACAGUGAAGUCCAGACUGUAUCGAACCUCUCUGAAACAAAGAAAUCCAACAUGAUGUGAAUACAUAGUCCCUGCUAGCAUUUCCCUUCAACUUGCUGCCAGGCGUCCGCAGAGAAGUGAUAAACUAGAUAGAGCGGGAUUACAGGAAAUGAAAAGACCACAACAGGAGGUGAUUGGAAAUUACCAAGCACUGGCCUGGGUAAUACAUCACUUCAGAGUUUGUAUUAGUGGUGCAAAUGCAACCAGAUCAAAGACUGGUAGGUCUGGUUUGGUCCAAAAGCAGCUACCGAGGCGGCCGUUAGGCUACAGCGUUGUUUUAACACACAGUCUGCAUGUCUUAAUUUUCCACAGAGGCAGGCAGGAGAACAAAGUGCAGGAGUCGUGAUUAGAGGGAAGCUUUUUGAUAGAGUUUCUGCUGUCUGAUGGUGCUUGACCUGGUCAUCUGGAGGUUUGGGUAGUCAGCUGGGUGCACAGAGGCUCGAGUUGGCUUUCAGAACCAGGAUUCUCAAGAUAGAUUCGUAUGGAUGCUCUAAAAUAUACAAGUAAUGGUUGAUAUCAACCCUGUUGACUGGUAACAGCAACUACAGAUAUCAGUGAUCGAUGUUUAUUUGUUGUCAGAUUCAUUUCUGUUGAUAAGAUGUUCAAAAAGACAUUGAAGAGCUGAAAGGCUCUAAAAGAGGGCAGUUAUGUUUUAUAAUGAAGAAAUUUUUGGCACAAAGAUUGAAAUAAUUAAAAAAAAACAUUAACAGUAGGAAAACAAUAUCUGAAUGGGUUAUUGGGUAUCGGUCCAGAACUUCACAGUUGGUGCAUCCCUGUAAAGUUGGCGUACUUCCAGCGAGCACAGCUAAGUGAUAUUUUUAUUCAUAUCUGUUUUAUUUACUCUUCGUUUUGGAGGGAAUGUUACAAGCAAGUAUCCGAGUGCUACAGAGAGAAGAGAGGAGACAGAAGUUUUGAACACUCUUAGACGUGCAAAGAGAAAAAAACUGUAUGAACCUGAACAGUAAGCCUCGGACGUCCUAGUAUGAUAGGCUGUAUAUCACAGAAUAUCUUUUUUUAUUAUUGUUGUUUUUCUUUGGCAUAUAAGAUUUAAAGCUCAUCUGUCACCUUUGACCUUUUAAAGUCAUGGCAGUUUGCAGUUUUUGCCCCUUUGUAGGGCAGCUAUGCCUGAGCACAGUUUUCUAACUCGAGGUUGAGCGGGGCCAGAGCAAAGUGCUAAAAGUUUGGUUGUUUAAGUUUUACAGGUUUUUUUUUUCAUCAUGUUUGUUUGGUUUUUUGUUGUUGUUGUUUUUUUUACAUUCGAGCAAGCGUACUGUAGUUUUUGAAAGUUAUUUUUAAAGGAGAUGCUACUAAUAAGACAUUAACACCUGUAUGUAGAGUUGCCAAGUUGUGUUAAAAAAGAGUCAAAGCUGGUUAGCUGUAAAAUAGUUUAGAGAAAGAGAACCACAUAUUUUUGCAUUGCGAUUGUUGUAUGAUUGGGUGCUGUGGGCGGGGAGCGUUGGAGAGGCGGAGUAAUGCUGGACCAGAUGUUUGUUUUUUACUGUACUGCAGCCGUUGUCGGGACAUGAUCAGGACGGACUGAAAAAUGGAUGGAGAGCUGAGGCAAACAAAACUGUGGCAGGCUCACAUCAUUUUAAGGCAAUGCGUCUGAAUGUCUGUUUAAAAAAACUGUCCUUUCAUGGAUGAAAUCUUAUUCUCCGUUGUCUUUGCAUAAUUCAGAUCAGAUUCUUUGCCAAGCCUGCAUAAACUUACACCACAAAUCGACCUAAAGUAAGUUUACUUGACCUGGUUCUAGGACCAGCUUUUCCACAAAGAAUAAGCUAUUGUUGCUUGAAUGUUUUUUUUCCUCUUUAAAACGCCACCUGGGGGCUAAAUGCAGCUACUGCAGGUUCAGAGAAUUGGUGAACGGGGGGGCUCAGAAGCUGCAGUAAGUGCCAAAACCACCAGGUGGCAGGAUCCCAAGAAGCAGUGAUCCCACAAAAGCUAUGAUUGUAAUCAAAGAGUCUCGAUCACUGUUUUUAUCCGAGCACCUUAACAGCAGGGCUGCCGGAGGCUACUGCUGCUCAUUUUACAAAUCCAAUUCAAACCUGCCAAAAUGUCCGUGAUGCCAAAUAAAAGCUGUCAGCAGAUUGAAAUGUUGCCGACAUGACUUCCAAAAGAAAAGAGCACUGCAGCCGUUUUCCUGCUUCCAUCCUCCAUCCACGAGUCACUCCACAUGUUUUUCAUUCCUGAUCUCUGUCUCGGCGUCUGAUCCACAGCAAGGAACAAAAGUGACAUGGAGAAAGUGGAGUCAUCUUUUUUCCCCUUAAAAAUAGAAAAGAAAAGCACCUUUGGGCAAGAGCUCAAUUGUUAAGGAGAGCCAAAGCCCUCUGCACCUUUCCGAGCACACUCACCGUGUCACUUCCUGUCUGUGGUUUGGAUGUCGGCAUCAGAAGAGGGACUUUUGUUGAUGUAAGGUUGACAAUUGUAGAUGUAAUGUGAGUUUUGUUUGGUUUUGUUUUUUGGGGUGGGUGGGUUGGGGGGGCUUAUUUGAAUUGUUUUUACAUUUUUGUACUUCCCUUUUUAUUUUGUAUGUUUAUUUUCUCUUGUAAAGUGUAAAAAUGAUGAUGAUCCUUCACCCAUGUGGGAAUGGAUUGCAAUGGAACGCAGGCGGGUAGGUAGGUGGGUGGGUGCGAGUUGGGUGAGAGUUACCAACGAAGGGUGAAGUCUGGUCUUGCUGAUUCAAACAGGGUUCCUACACGUAUAUGGAAGUGGAAAUGAACAAAAGAAAUCACCAAUAGAGGAACGAUCGUACAACAAGAAUUUGAUGGUUUACUGGUUUAGGGUCAAUCGAGAGUUUUGAGCUUGAAAGUAAAACCAAUUAUGUGUAUUCAAAUUAUUAAGAACUUUUUAAGAAACUGAUUUUUUUCAGAUGUACUUGAGUGUCUUUUUGGGCUAAAAAUUCCAUCCAGUAUAUCUGAUGCAUGGACACUGUAUCAUCUUUUUGACACUUGUAUUCACUUUUUGUUCAACAAAUUUUUGAUGUGCGGUCAAAAUACGAAAGGAAAAAUCCUCCCUUGUGCCAACUUUCCUACUUUGGUUUUGGUCUACUGUUUGAAAAUUUUGGCUUUAUAACUGCUAAACGAAGCCUGUGUCUGGGCUGUUAGCAAAAAUGAUGAUUCCAGUGUUUCACUGGAGCUGCCAUGAUAUGUAGAACAUUUUUAAAAAGAUAUAUACAAAUAGUUGAAAUGCUGAAAAAUAAUAUUAUUUUACAGUAACAAUAACAAUUUGACAGUCAUAAAAUUAAACGAGGCAUUAAUGCAUUAAGGUAAAAAAGUACUGUUUAGGUAGCUAGCACAAUUGUCAGUAUCUGCACUAAUGAUGCUAACAACCAAAUUCUUUUACAGUCAGGACUAUUUAACACGUAAAUACCAAACAGGGCAUUAAAAUUGCACAUGUGAUGUUAACGUUAAAUGUUAAUGUUGUGGGGAAAAAAAACUAGCUACUGUUCGCCAGCUAGCUAGCUAGCCGUAGCAUCAUUAUCUGUGCUAACAACAUAUCCUCCGCUUGGCUACCAGCUGUUUGGCAUCUCUAGUCGUUUCCAGCUUUGAGUGCACCUGUUAGUGUAAAUGUGAAGAAGUGUUUUGUGGUGCAAGAGUAAAAAAUAGAAGCUAAAUAGUUUAAAAGUAGAGUAUUAAAUAAGUUACUUCCAAGCAGGGAGAUAAUUCUCUGAUGGUUUGUCACUAUUUGAACAAAUUUGCACUAGCGCAGGUUUCAUGCUGAAAAGCAAAGUUUUCUUUCUAAACUGUAUGGAUUAUAGACUCACAAAACCAAAGUACAAAGCCAUAACAUAUUCCAGAAAGGAAAACAAAAACUGAUGGACAAAAGGCCAAAACCCCCCCAGAAGACAGAGGAUGUCUGAACACUUGAUAAGUCUAAGUUGUAGAAAUCGAGGGUGGAUUUUUCCUGUGUAGGGGCCCUGCUGAGACUGUCGACACUUUUGUUGUAUGGUUAAAAACGGGCCAAACUUGAGAACAGUGAACAGGAAGUGGACGCAAGACGAUACAAGAUUGUAAUCCUGAAGUGAAGCCUCUUGGUUUGUCUCUCGCCUUCCAUCCCUCUGCUCAGCCAGCUUUCCUCCACUUCUUCCUCGGCGUAGCGGACCUGACCUCUCUCACCCCCUCUCCCGACCUCCAAUACGGUCCUCGAGCUGCGCGAGUCUUUUUCCUGCUGUCUGCUGGUCUGUAGUCGUCUAUCAGAAACAUUUACUCUUCUCUUUCCCCAAAUCCCCACACACCAGAGACAACACACAUGCUCACAGAUGCAUAAAUAUCUAUAUAUAUACUGUAUAUGUAUACAUGGAUACAAAACAGGCAAACCUCUGAGAUGCCGAAGCUCGCACCCGCACCUGCGCACUCUCUGGAGGUGCUGCAGGACACGUGUGCGUGCGUGCGUCUUCGUGUCGCUGAUGCAGUUUUUCAAAAAAAAGAAAAAAAAAAGAAAAAGUACCAGUUUACCUCGGGAGCUCUCAGCCAUAGCAGACCUUAAUCCCCACAGAUAUCUCAGUGCUGCGAGCAGCUUCUGAACUGCUGUGGCUGCCGUUACAAAGCAGGUACAUACUUUUUUUGUUUUUCAGGAACAAACCCAGGAGCCUCAGCAGAGCGCUCUCGGGCCAUUUGAAUGCAUACAGUGCAGGGUUUUUACAGAAACGGGACACAAGCUGGGAGUCCAUGUCAACACAGUCUUACCUCAGAAUCAUGCUUCAGAAACGGGGGCGGGGCUUACAUAUGAUCAUAGCAACCGUGAAUGACUUUUUUUUUGUUUUUAAGUUUUAUUCCUUGUCUCUGGUGUUGUUGGGUGAAAAUAGUCUGCAGAUCUUUCUUUUCUCCUUUUUUUUCUUCCACUAUAAAUAUAUAAAUAUAUAAACUGUACAUUAUGACAUAGAAGCACUAUCAAAGUUUGAUUGUUAGAUGUGCACUCGCAGCAUGAGGUAUUAUUCUUUAUUAUUCUUCAUAGCCCAGAAAAAAAAGGAAAAGUGAAAUGACAGCUUUUGGAAGUUUAAAAAAAGAUAUAAAUAUAUAAAAAUAACGAAAACAAUGCAGUAGCAUCUACUGAUGUCAAAGAAAAAUACCCAACCUCACCCCACCACACACACACCUCUCCCCACAGACCUUUACCCAAGCCCUGCCCCCCUUCCCCCUGAACUCCAUACAAAUGAUUGCCCAGAUGCUCCCUCGAAUCAGCCCCCACCCCACCCUGCUCUCCUUGUACAUGCCAGUGUUUCCCUCAUGUGUUCCAAGUGCCAAUAACUUUGUGAAUUCCUAACUGUGACCCAGUAAUAAAGAUAAUUGCACAUUAACUACUGUAAAGAGAAAAAGAAACCAGACUGAUUAAAAAUGAGGAAGAAAUCUGAAUAUCUUAAUAAAAGGUUUGUAACAAACAGGACUGACCUUA
This is a messenger RNA of Oreochromis niloticus (Nile tilapia), 15006 nucleotides long. RefSeq names its product nucleus accumbens associated 1, BEN and BTB (POZ) domain containing b (gene nacc1b). The record is from RefSeq and is a predicted model, not a curated record. Gene Ontology annotation, molecular function: DNA-binding transcription factor activity, RNA polymerase II-specific; RNA polymerase II cis-regulatory region sequence-specific DNA binding; protein binding. NCBI's taxonomy places the organism in Eukaryota, Metazoa, Chordata, Actinopteri, Cichliformes, Cichlidae. Gene Ontology annotation, biological process: regulation of transcription by RNA polymerase II.